AUGUUACCAGUUGGGAUCAAGAAGAAAUCGAAAGUCCCUGGAGUUAUGAUCACGCAGUAUGUGGAGGAAAUACCAGAGGGAAAAAGCCACCCUGACUUCACCCGCAAGCCCAUCGCAUUGACUAUCCAGGAGGGUAAGUAUAACAUAGGUCCAACCUGCUCACCAUCACUUGCACAGACAUUCAAUGUACUAAGAGAGCCAUGUGGAACUGGUCACAAAAUAUGUUACUACAUGAUAACUGAUAGUGGCUGUGAAGCGCAAAUAGGGCUGACCACGACUUAUUUAGUUACCUAGGCUACGUGGUCAAGAAUGAGAAGUACUGUAGGUAGGAGUGAAAAAGCUAGAAUACUUAAUUGAAACAAUAACAAAGCCCCUCAUUAGUUUUGGUAAAAAGAUGAGGGAUUGGCCGGGAGAAAUGUAACCACUCAAAUUCCUAGAGGAUUGGCCGGUAGAAAUGUAACCACUCAAAUUCCUAGAGGAUUGGCAGGGAUAAAUGUAACCACUCAAAUUCCUAGAGGAUUGGCCGGGAGAAAUGUAACCACUCAAAUUCCUAGAGGAUUGGCCGGGAAAAAUGUAACCACUCAAAUUCCUAGAGGAUUGGCCGGGAGAAAUGUAACCACUCAAAUUCCUAGAGGAUUGGCCGGGAGAAAUGUAACCACUCAAAUUCCUAGAGGAUUGGCUGGGAAAAAUCUAACCACACAUUCCUAGAGGAUUGGCUGGGAGAAAUGUGACCACUCAAAUUCCUAGAGGAUUGGCCGGGAAAAAUCUAACCACACAUUCCUAGAGGAUUGGCUGGGAGAAAUGUAACCACUCAAAUUCUUAGACAGAGUCAUGAUUGCAAGGACUGACUAUCCAUGAUAUCAAAAUUAGUUUUGACCAUGUUUUGAGGCUAUACAGUGUUUUUUUACGAGUAAAACAAGCUUAUAUUUUUGCUGUGAUGAGAUAUGACAGUUGAACUAAGCUCACGAGGCAUUUAAGUGUCCUUUCAACCUCUCCAAAGUGUCCGAAUGUGGUAAUUGCACUGUUUUUGCACACUGGAUGUUAAAAGGUUCUACGCCUUGCUUUGUCCCACCCAGGUCAACUGCUUAUCCCUGGAAAGUUUAUCUCAUUGGCUACAAGACUGUCAUGGUGCCAUACUAGCCAAUCCCUGUGUAAUGGAUGCGUACAGUGCGUAAGCAGGCAACAUCAUAUUUUUGAUGCGCAAAGAUAUAGUCACUCGGUUGACAUUCAAUGUUGCAAUUAAGUCAUAUGUCAUCAGAUAACAUUAGCAAUAGGCUAGAUUUGUUCCUACCAACAUAAGGAUUAAUUUGAUACCACCCAUGUAGCUAUAGCUCAAACACAGACCAAAUCGAAGCUUACCUUGUAAGAUGUUUGCUGUUUGGUGAAAACGUUGUGUAAAAUAAACAUUAUGACUCUUGGGGCUGGUGAUCAAUAACGGUUGGUCACAGGCAGACAAAUAAGAUAUCCUUAUGAUCUGUGGCAUCUCGGCAUUUGGUGUGUAUCAAUAUAUUCCGUGUUUACUUCGUUUAUGCUUCACAACGCUAACUGGAAUGUAGGUAGCAGCCAUUUUGAAAUGAGCUAAUCGGCUCGGCCUGCCCUUAUAAAUUCGUAAGCCCAUAUAUGGUAGUAAGUAACACCAAAGAUUUGAAGGCACCUAUGAAUAGCCAAGGUACUCAGCUUUCCACAGACACCCUGCUUUUGCAGAUAGGGGCUACCGUUUUCAUACCAGACUGAAUUGAAUAAAAAAAAUCUAAUAGGGUCCCCAAAUAUGGGGACUUUACAUUUAAGAGUUAAACCACAGAACUUGGAGUGGCGAGUUUGACAAUGCCUGUCAGGGAGGCCUAGCUCCCUCCAAUUCUUAAUUUCCCUCCAUUUCUCUGACUAAAUGUUUGUUACAGUCAAAAAUUGCUUAAAAACCUGCCUAUGAUAGCCUAUUGCUUGUCCCAUCAAACAUUAUGCUCUAGAACAUGUUAAGAACAAACGCCAGUCUGGUCAUCGUUGUACAAUUCAUUUCGAAAUGUGUGUUUGGUAUCGCCAACCUGUUUCACUCACUGUCGCUCUCACUCCCAGACUUCUACCUCUUUGGGUUUUAUGGUGAACUACACUCAAAAGGUGUAUUGUCGCCACCAACUGGACCGGGAUAAAAAAAAUGAACAAAAGAAAAGUACAUUCCAUACAGGAAGGGAAAAUUAACAUGAAUCCCCAUACACAACAAAAAAAUAUGAAUAGAAAUAUAUACAUUCCCACUCCUUCAGUCCUUCAAAAACUAAAAUACGAGACAGUACUCCAUGAAGCUCUUCAGAUGUCAAACCUUUUAAUCCCAGAAAGAGUUCAGCUGCAGAAGCAAUGAUGUCAAUCUUUUUUGACUUCCCUUCAACUUGUGCAGUUCCAUUUUCCUCACAUGAACAAUUUCUGGAUCCUGCUGUUGAUACUCCAUUGUAGGCCUACCGGUCUUCACUACCACCGGACCUUCAAAGCUACUCGAUCCUCCUACCCUUUAGAGAGCCUCUGCAUAUCUCAACUGCCCUGAUUUAAGCAACCUCAUUCUCUUUUCCACUAAUUGGGCACUCCAAGGAUUGUGCUUCAUGCUCUCCACUACAGUUGCAACAUUUUGCUCCUUGGUCCUUCACUUCUACUAAACAUGUGAAAUCUCCUUCCUAGUGGUCUUUCCCACACAUCGGCUUCUCACGUCUACAGACACUUCUUAUUUGUCAAAACAUUUUACACCAAGAACAGGAUAGUACACGUAUCCCAGUUACACUCCAGUAGGGAGCGACUCCACAUUAAAAAACACUAGGACAUACAAACUCUUCUCCUUCCUGCCAAUAACCAUACGAUUCAUCCUCUGUGCAUCGACCACUCCUGGAAUUUUCUUUAAUAGAGCAAUGUCAACAUCCUCCAAGACAGAAAUGACUCCCAUGACAGGUGCCUCAAAGCAUGAUACAUACAUUUCCAUCAACUUGACAGAUAUCCAACAGAUGUUUUUUGUGAUCCGCAGAAACACAAGAAAUCAGAACUAGCCCACGUCUCAUAAUAUUCACUGAUUUAACUCAAAGCUUUCUCCAUCAUUUGGGAUGUUUCGAACUGGUUCCACAAGUCAGGCAUAUUCAUCUCUUUCAAAAAGUGCACUCCUACCAUAUACAAUGGGGGUAUUGUCAAAACUAUAAGUAUUAUUUCCCACAGCAAUUGUGCUUAUUUUUCCAUUCUUCUGGACCAAAGUCCAUUCCUCCUUAUUUCCACCGCCAUGAGGUUCAAGCUCCAUAUCCUCCAUAUUUCUCUAUUGCCACCUGCUGUGCAGGAAUAAUAUUAAAUCAAUGCCUACUCUAACCCCACGACGAUAAAUGGUGGAGCGUGUUCCCGUGAAGUUCGCGGCUUUUUAAGCAAAGGUUGCGCACCCUCUCAUUAUUUGGUUUCUGCCUUUUUAAACGUUUUUGUUAACGUUAAUGUUGAUUCAAAUUAGGUCUUUAUAAUGUGUAAUGAGGGAAUUAUUGGCCAUUGUGAUCACUCUCUAUUGAAAAUAUAGGCUACCUGUUUUAGGUGAUAAGGGUUUUUGCCAGGUUAGGGCAGGCAUUUUGAAGAUGCCUAUGUCCGUCAUUCUAGGACAGCUGAUGGGAGUGAACAUGUUUGUUGCUACAGAGCUCUGCCAGUAAUAACAAAGUGUGUGUGCGUUUGCCUUUGUAGCCUACUCAUGUCGAGUUAUUAUAGUAUCGUCCAAGUAAGAUGAUUGUUUUUCCACCAAGUAUUUUUGUCAAAAUAUGUGGGUUAUAUGUAUACAGUUAAUAGCCAACAUUUCCAGUUGCACCUCUAUUUGUACCAUGGCCCCUCUCAAGACGUCCUGAAUAGUCUAAAUGAAUUAACUUGAAUAAACUAACCUGCCUUUGUACUAAAUUGCUUCCUCUUUUCACGCAACUUUUUUGUUUUCAGGUAAAUUCGCCUUCUUCAAAGCCCUGGUUGUUGGAGAUCCAGAACCAACCGUGACAUGGGGCAGAAAUAAUGGAGAUGUGUCAGAUACAUCGAAAUAUGUAACAAAAUAUGACCCUGCUACUCGUGAGCACUUAUUUGAGGCAAGUAAGAACAGUAACCACAUUAUAUGA
Messenger RNA from Coregonus sp. 'balchen', 4094 nucleotides. NCBI's taxonomy places the organism in Eukaryota, Metazoa, Chordata, Actinopteri, Salmoniformes, Salmonidae. The record is from the annotation of a GenBank genome assembly.